Seriola aureovittata is the source of this 1075-nucleotide messenger RNA. RefSeq names its product proteasome activator subunit 1 (gene psme1). The record is from RefSeq and is a predicted model, not a curated record. The coding region runs from base 154 to 921 and encodes 255 amino acids. Gene Ontology annotation, cellular component: nucleoplasm; proteasome activator complex; cytoplasm. Gene Ontology annotation, molecular function: endopeptidase activator activity. NCBI's taxonomy places the organism in Eukaryota, Metazoa, Chordata, Actinopteri, Carangiformes, Carangidae. Gene Ontology annotation, biological process: regulation of G1/S transition of mitotic cell cycle; positive regulation of endopeptidase activity; regulation of proteasomal protein catabolic process. The transcript has 11 exons.
UCAUUUUCGCUUUUGAUGCUGAGUAACUGAGCAGUUUUUUUGUGUCGUGCUCGGCCUUGAAUUCCAAAGAUAUACAGCUUGUUAUUGUUUAUCACUGCUAAAGUUAAGGGUAAAACGCUGUUAUAAACUUUAUACAACGAUAAAUUACUGUUCAUGUACAGACACGAAAUGGCUUCUCUGGAUAUUCACCUCGGAUCGAAGAAACAGGUGGAUGACUUCUGCCAGAAGCUCACCAAAGAGGCAGAAGAACUGGUUUCAAAGUUUUUCCCUCAGAAAAUGGAAGAGCUGCAGAUGUUGCUGAAGACAUCUUUCAGCUGUGAGGACAUGGCGUCCUUGAAGGCUCCACUGGACAUCCCAAUGCCUGACCCAGCUAAAGAGGAGGCCAAUCGCAAGAAGAAGGAGGAGAAGGAGGCAAAGGAGGGAAAGAAAGACAAGGACAGCAAUAAAGAGGAAGAAGAUGCAGGCCCUCCCUGUGGUCCCAUUUGCAUCAAUGAGCGAGUGGAAAGUCUCCUGCAGGAGGUCAAGCCUCAGAUCCAGACCCUGAAGGAGAAGCUCAACACGGUGUCGAUGUGGGUGCAACUGCAAAUCCCUAAGAUAGAAGACGGUAACAACUUUGGAGUAGCCGUACAGGAGAAAGUGUUUGAGCUGCUGACCAACACACGCACCAAGAUAGAGGGAUUCCAAACUCAGAUUUCAAAAUAUUACAGUGAGAGAGGUGAUGCUGUGGCCAAAGCCGCCAAACAAGCCCACGUGGGAGACUACAGACAGCUGGUCCAUGAGCUGGACCAGUAUCAGUACUGUGAGCUCCGCCUUGUGGUUUUGGACAUCCGCAACACAUAUGCUGUGCUGUUUGACAUCAUCAACAAGAACUAUGACAAGAUUAAGAAGCCCAGAGGAGACGGGAAAGCCCUCAUCUACUGAGGCACACUCCCAGGCUCUCAAACAAGAUACAACUAGUCUAGUAUGACACUCUCAUCAAGUAACAAUACACCCACUCUGACAAAAAUGUCCUCUUUUUCUUAUUGUGCAUGCAUUUUGUUUCAGAUUGCAAAAUAAAGCAACAUAAGUCUGAUAA